Messenger RNA from Cyphellophora europaea CBS 101466, 579 nucleotides. RefSeq lists its product as uncharacterized. NCBI's taxonomy places the organism in Eukaryota, Fungi, Ascomycota, Eurotiomycetes, Chaetothyriales, Cyphellophoraceae. The record is from RefSeq and is a predicted model, not a curated record. The transcript has a single exon. Bases 1 to 579 code for a protein of 192 amino acids.
AUGUCGGCCGACACUCGCAUCACCCGCAGCAAGUCGCUCAGCGCUGAGCCCACAAUGACCCGCAAGAAAUCCACACGCAAUCGGAGAGUCGCCGCGAAGGCUCACGCUGUGCCCGCCAAUCCUGAGGCUAAUGACGAAACUUUGCGCAUUGUCGUACCUGGCGACGACAUAGCCAAUAUCAUCAACAACAUGGCCAACACCGCCAUCAAUGGCGUUCAUAGCGAGGCAGCUACUCACAAGGCCAUCCGUUCCGCACAGAAGCAAGCCAUCCAAGCACUUGACAAUCUAUACGUCAGCAUUGACGACCGCGCUGAGAUAGCUAGAGGCCACAACAAUGGUACUCCCGAAGAGUUGAUGGAAGAGGUGACUAAGGCUAGGAAAGAGGCUGAGUCUGUGAAACCUGACUACUGCUUCUGUCGGAAGCCAGAGGAUGGUUGGAUGGUUGCCUGCGAUGCACCCGAAUGUCACUACGAAUGGUUCCACGAGGCAUGUGUCCACGCUCUGAUUCAGGAGAAGUACUGGCCUAGACGUCGCAUGGAGUGGUAUUGUCCCGUUUGCAGGGUGGCUGCGAAGUUUUGA